Molecule: messenger RNA, 1251 nt
Organism: Penicillium diatomitis
Lineage: Eukaryota; Fungi; Ascomycota; Eurotiomycetes; Eurotiales; Aspergillaceae
Product: argininosuccinate synthase
Exons: 8
Coding region: 1-1251 (416 amino acids)
Biological process (GO): L-arginine biosynthetic process; urea cycle
Cellular component (GO): cytoplasm
Molecular function (GO): ATP binding; argininosuccinate synthase activity
Source: RefSeq, a predicted model, not a curated record
AUGUCUAAAGGAAAAGUUUGCCUUGCCUACUCCGGUGGCCUUGACACCAGCUGCAUCCUCAAGUACUUGAUUGAGGAUGGCUACGAAGUCGUCUGCUUCAUGGCCGAUGUCGGUCAGGAAGAAGACUUCGAGGCCGCGCGUGAGAAGGCUCUGAAGAUCGGUGCCCUCAAGUGCGAGAUCGUCGACAUUCGUCGCGAAUUCAUUGAGGAGCUCUGUUUCCCCGCGAUUGCCUGCAAUGCUGUCUAUGAGAACGUCUAUCUGCUUGGCACAUCUCUUGCACGCCCCGUCAUUGCCCGUGCUCAGAUCGAAGUUGCCCAGCGCGAAGGCUGCUUCGCCGUCUCCCACGGUUGCACUGGCAAGGGUAACGAUCAGGUUCGCUUCGAACUUGCCUUCUACGCCCUUCAGCCCAACAUCAAGGUCAUUGCGCCCUGGCGUGACCCCGUCUUCUACGAGCGAUUCCCCGGCCGCAACGACCUCCUCGCCUACGCUGCCGAGAAGGGCAUCCCCGUCACAUCAACCAAAUCCAAGCCCUGGUCCAUGGACGAGAAUCUGGCUCACUGCUCUUACGAGGCCGGCAUCCUCGAGGAUCCUAACAUCACUCCUCCGGCCGAUAUGUGGAAGCUGACCCAGGAUCCUCUGACCGCUCCUGACCAGCCUGAGGACUUCACUCUCACCUUCGAGAAGGGUGUUCCUGUGAAGUUGGAGUACACUGAGAAGGGUCAGCAAAAGACCGUUACCGACUCUGUCGAGCUCUUCCUGACUGCCAACGCCAUUGCCCGCCGCAACGGUGUUGGUCGUAUCGAUAUUGUCGAGAACCGCUUCAUCGGUAUCAAGUCCCGAGGUUGCUACGAGACCCCCGGUCUUACCUGCCUGCGCGCUGCUCACAUUGACCUCGAGGGCCUUGUGAUGGAUCGUGAGGUCCGCGCUCUCCGUGACUCCUUCGUCACCUUCAACUACUCCAAGCUCCUGUACAACGGCAUGUACUUCUCUCCCGAGCGUGAGUUCCUCGAGGCGUCCAUCACCGCUUCCCAGAAGAGCGUCAACGGUGUUGUCCGUUGCCGCGCCUACAAGGGCACCAUGAGCGUGUUGGGCCGAUACUCCGAGACCGAGAAGCUCUACGAUAUGACCGAGUCUUCCAUGGAUGAGAUCGGUGACUUCUCCCCCGCUGAGACCACCGGGUUCAUCAACGUCUCGGCUAUCCGUCUGAAGAAGUACGGCCAGAUGAAGGCCGCUGCCGGCGAGAGACUUUAA